GUCUCCGCCGAGCUGCGACCGUUCUCCGGAGUUCGGUCUCCGCACAGCAACGACUCUGGAAUCAAGAUUCAAUCAUUUAAAUUUCUGGCCCACACGGGCUCUGUUUCAGUCCCCACGAUGAUCGAUGAGUCUAUGAAUACAUUUGAGGAGCUGAGGGAACUCGUGGACGUCUCCCUCUUCAGCCGACCGGUUCCUCACUCUGGCGCCUCUGUGCAAUGGCGAAACGCAAAACGCAGGUCAACUGGAAUGCAGACGAUGUCUAUAGUGCAGAGCUCGUCGUCGGUGCGCGAAGAGUGGAUGCAGAUUCCUCACCUCCAAAGUUCAGGAAGGGAGUGUCUGGUCAGCGCAUUGACUACACAUCUGAUGCCUGGGAAUACCUGGUCAAGUGGCAAGGAUACAGCGACCUCGACAACACGUCGGUCUCAUUCGUCACACCGGUGUUGUUCCACAUCUCAAACGAACUUUUUAGAUGGGAACCUAUCGGGAAUUUCUCCGAAGAAUGCACAGUCCUCAUCCGAAAGUUCUGGAAGCACGUGGGCCGAGAGCUAUUCUACACAGACGCCGCCGACGCCCAGAUCUCCGCGCAGGCUUAUUGGAUUCGGGAUCAACUUUCAAAAGCCAGAGCCAAGCGUAAACGCGAUGCUGCCGAAGAAGAGGCACGACUAUUAAAGGCGCUAGAGAAGUCUAAGGCCAGAUCUCGAAGCAAAAUCGCGGCACGGGAGACUCCAGACCCGAUCGCUGAAGAAAACACUCCUAGUACGAGCGAUAUCGCUGUAAACGAGCCAGCCAUUCCCUCGGCUCGCAUUCCAUUGCCUAAGCGAACAUACUCUACGACACCUCGGAUCAAAUACUAUGAGUGCGAGCUCACUGUAGGCAGCGCUCUUAGCACCAAAACUCGGCUGGGAAGGUCUGUGGUGGCGCCUGCAAUUUCUCGGGAAACUUCUGCGCAAUCCCAUCCGAUCUCUACGACUGAUGAUGUGGGAACUCAAGCAGAGCACAGUGAAGCACGUCCGAUGCCUAGCCUCAUUCCAGAGUUCCCGGCUUCGUCCUCCGGUAGCUCAGUAUCGGAUACCUUACUUUCCGAUACCAACGAUACUUUCUCUUGCCCGGCACCUGACCGCGGCAGCGUGUUGAUCGAAAUCGUCCCUUCGAUGACUGGGAUGAGAACGAUCGACAUGGAAGUGGACAUCGUCCAAUCAGUAGAUCAAGAUGAACUGCUCGACGACGUUUCUCCCGCUCCUGUGGUCGCAUCAACACCCAGCUUACGAAGUUGGCACUGGGCUGGAGGUAUUCUGGUCGGACAAGAUCCGAUUUCUCUGAAUGCGAAGGUUGUGGAAUCAAGUCCUCCUCCUGCUCGUUCUCUUGUCAUCGGCUCUUUUGUGGUGGACAAGCAAGACAUUGUCCUCAACUCCUUUUAUGAUAUGAACGACAUUCUGCUCUUGACAUCGACACUCUGUGAACCUGCCACUCAAUUUGCGCGUAUCGAAGAUCCUAUGUCCCCCGGUUUGCAAGCAUUUUGCAGAUAUAUGAUAAAGAAACAACAGUCUGCGCUCGAGCCGGCUGUUCUAGACGGAGAACUCGUUAUCGGAUAUCUUUGCGUCUUUCCAUCGCGCUCGACAGUUCUGAGCACAUGUCUCGGAGUUCACGCAAGCCUACUCGGGACUGGCGAUGAGCUCAUCGUGGGACUGCUUCCCUUCAAACGAGCCAUCGGCUGUCACUCGGUGAACAUCAAGAAAGCAGAUCAAUCUCGACCCACUCAGCAAAGUCAUCUGCCCAUGCACACCACGCCUCAUCUUCAUCUUGGCUUGAGGAUCUUGAAAGUCCCUCAGACUGUCAGCAAACACAUCUUGGGACGCGAUGCGAUGAUCUGCCCGCCUCAGUUCCAUCGAGAGCUCGACACGCAACACAUGCGUGGAGUAUUGAACAGUUGCACCACACUACACAGCACCUAUCACACGUCGGUGCACAUCUGCUUCGUUCACGUCGCCGCGAUCGCGAAUGUCGCCACCAACUUGCCACAUCUGGCGAAGCUCCGCAGACAUUCAGGGCUGUCCUUCUUCCUGUAUGGCAGCGAUGAAACCGUUCCUAUGACCCAGUGGGGAAUUCGGGAGAUUUAUCCGUUCGGAGGGAUAUUCACUUUCACAGGAGAAGCCUGCGCCCGCAAUCCAUGGGGGAUCCUCAGCCUCAUCAGCGAUACGUAUUCUCAUCCACUCUGGGCCUGCUAUGUUCUGCCAGAGGCGCUGGGCAUGGCCCUGGUCCUGCUACAUGAGCGAGAAAAGUCUGAAAUCGUUCCAGGAGACGUUGAGGACAAGCUGCUUGCCAUGGUCGAGAUGGGCAAAAUUGCCCUUAUGAACACACCCAAGGUAGCCUGGAACACGUAUGAUAAGGCCGAGGGACAACAAUGGAUCAACGACCACUUGCUGUCCAGACCACGUGCCGUGGCAGCCAUUCGUGACCACUGCCUUACUGCCUUCCACAGAUUGUAUGGCGAAGUAGCCACUGAGGACAUUGCGAGUACUGCAAGGCAAGAUGUCGUACAUGACUUGCAAAGAGCGCAGCUUCAACCAGUGUUCUUCAACAACUAUCGGCGGUAUGUCGUGUUAGACUGUGUGGACGGUAGGGAUUGCAAUGGGGUCGAGUUGAGCACCGUCGCCAAGUUCAAGUUUGAAGACGACAGCAAAGGUGGCACGCUAGAUCCUUGAAGUGU
Molecule: messenger RNA, 2707 nt
Organism: Mycena citricolor
Lineage: Eukaryota; Fungi; Basidiomycota; Agaricomycetes; Agaricales; Mycenaceae
Source: the annotation of a GenBank genome assembly